This is a messenger RNA of Periophthalmus magnuspinnatus, 2572 nucleotides long. It is a transcript of the gene jakmip2, whose product is annotated as janus kinase and microtubule interacting protein 2. The record is from RefSeq and is a predicted model, not a curated record. Bases 1 to 2472 code for a protein of 823 amino acids. The transcript is spliced from 23 exons. NCBI's taxonomy places the organism in Eukaryota, Metazoa, Chordata, Actinopteri, Gobiiformes, Gobiidae. Gene Ontology annotation, molecular function: kinase binding; microtubule binding.
AUGGCCAAGAAAGCCCGCAGCGCAAAGGGCGAAAAGCCUGAGGCGCUCAUUUCCGCCCUGCAGGCCGCCAACGAAGACCUCAGAUCCAAACUCACCGACAUCCAGAUCGAACUGCACCAGGAAAAAUGCAAGGUGAGCAAACUGGAGCGCGACAAGGUGCAGGAGGUGAAGCGUGCGCGCGAGCAGGAGCAGCAUCGGCACACGGCGGCGCUGACGGAGCAGAGGGCCAAAUGGCACGAGGAGAAGCAGAAAGAGCUCCAGGCUUUGAGGGAGAACCUGACCAGGCAGCACGAGCAGGAGCUGGCCCGACACGCCAAGAUCAAGGAGCAGGAGAACCAGAGACUCAAGGCCGCCAUCAACGCCAUGAGGGACGGCAGCGGGGAGAAGGUGCGCACGGCUCUGACUCUGGAGGCUCGGGAGGAGGCGAGGCGGUUCUUCGACCAGGAGCGGGUGAAGCUGCUGCAGGAGAUCGCCGAGCUCAAAUCGUCCAAAAAGCAAACGGACGAAGCUCUGAGUCACAUGAUCCAGGCCGACAAGAUGAAGGCGGGCGACCUGCGAGUGGAGCACCAGCAGCACCAGGAGCAGAUAUCCAAGAUCAAAUGGGACUGCGAGAGGGACAUACGCCGACUGGUGGAUGAGAUCAAAUCCAAGGACCGCACCAUCUUCGCUUUGGAAAAGGAGCUGGAGUCCACCACCGGGUUCCUCCAGAAGCUCCAGCUGCAGAAGGACGCCCUGGACGAGCAGCUGUUCCUGGUGAAAGAGGCUGAAUGUGGCCUGGGGAGCCCCAAACGAGAGAUCCCCGGGAGAGUCGGUGAUGGAGCAGAGCACUGUGGAAGUCCAGACAUGAGGAGAAAUCAGAAACGUGUCGCAGAGCUCAACUCAACAAUACGAAAACUGGAAGAUCGCAAUUCUCUGCUGGUUGAUGAGAGGAAUGAGCUGGUAAAACGUGUAAGAGAAGGAGAGAAGCAGUGUAAGCCUUUGCUGGACAAGAACAAACUGCUCCAUAAAAGAAACGACGACUUGAGUCAAACCAUCCAAAAGCUGGAGGAGAAACUCAAAGCUCUGUCCAAAGAAAACUCAGAAAUGAAAGAGAAGAUAAGUUCACAUCCUCCUCUGAAGAAACUCAAGUCCCUGAAUGAUCUGGACCAAGCUCACGACGACCAGGAAAUCGCCUUUUUGAAGCUGCAGGUCCUGGAGCAGCAGAGCAUGAUCGACGAGCUCACCAGGGACAGAGAAAAGCUUCUCCGAAAGAAAAGGCAUAAAAGAAGCUCCAGACCCAUUAAGAGACAUAUCGUAGUGGACACGUUUUUCGGGUACGAUGAAGAGUCCAUGGACUCAGAGACUUCGUCCGUGGCCUCGUAUCGGAUGGACCGGACUCCAGCGACGCCCGACGAGGACAUCGAAGACGCCGUAACGAACGAGGAGUCGGAGCUGCGUUUCCGUCAGCUGACCCGCGAGUACCAGGCCCUGCAGCGAGCCUACGCCCUCCUACAGGAGCAGAAGGGCGGCCUGCUGGACGCCGAGAUGGAGGCCAAGGCUCAAGAACAAAUAAAAGGGGAAGUUCUCAGGUACAAAGCCAAAAUAGAGGAUUUGGAAAAAGAGCUGGCCCAUAAAGGACAGGACUCCAAAUGGGUGGAGGAGAAGCAGCUGUUUCUACAAAGGAAUCAGGAGUUAUUAGAUAAGCUGGACAAAGCCGAGUCCGAAUGCAGUCGAGUAGAACAGGAGCUUCAGGACUCGAGGGACCAGAAUGAACUGUUAGAGUUCAGGAUCCUGGAGCUGGAGGAGCGUGAAAGACGGUCUCCUCCCUUUAACCAUUAUAAGAUGCACCCCUUUUCUGAAGGAGUCAGCGCUCUGCAGAUCUACUGCAUGAAGGAAGGAGUCAAGGACGUGUGUAUACCAGAUUUGAUCAAACUUCUAGACAUUCUGGGAGACAACGGGAAUUUAAGAAACGAGGAGCAGGUGGCCAUUAUUCAAGCGAGUACUGUGCUGUCAUUAGCAGAAAAGUGGAUCCAGCAGAUAGAAGGGACAGAGGCGGCGCUGCACCAGAAAAUGAUGGACCUCGAGAUCGAAAUGGAAAUGUUCUGUAAGCAGAAAGGGUAUUUAGAAGAGGAGCUGGACUACAGGAAACAGGCUCUGGAUCAGGCCUACAUGCAAAUCCAGGAGCUGGAGGCGACGCUGUACAACUCCCUGCAACAAGAUAAAGUGAUAAAAUACGGCGAGCCCCUGAACGAUCUCCAGAAGGACGAGCUGAGGACGGCGGUGGAGAAGCUGAGGAGACAAAUGCUGAGGAAGAGUCGAGAGUACGACUGUCAGAUCCUCCAAGAGCGGAUGGAACUACUGCACCAAGCUCACCAGAGAAUCCGAGACCUGGAGGAUAAGACCGAGAUCCAGAGGAGGCAGAUUAAAGACCUGGAGGAAAAGUUUUUGUUUCUUUUCUUGUUCUUUUCUCUCGCUUUUAUCCUUUGGCCUUGAAGUCGUGUGCCGUAGCAGAGGUCUGUCCAAUCAGAGUCCAUGUUCCUGACCGCAGUGUUGUCUCCGGCGCUCAGUGGAUUUUAACGUGUCACAAAGUGGU